UCUUCCAAUAAUCUUUAUCCAGUUAUGAUGUCUAUAUUAUAUUAAUAGUGGAUGAAAACUGUAAGUGAAUGAUAUGGGCCAAACAAUGUAGAACUUCUGCAGCAGAGUGUCAGCAAACUUCAAAAUUCACCUUGAAGACCAUUUUUCCACAAAAACCGACUACUGUAGGCAGAUUCCCUCCUCCAACAUCUGUAAAGCAACUGGCAGAUGUUUUUGUAGUCAACAUUAAACAAGAGAUUAUUCAAAUUAUUAUUUUUUUUAAAGAAGAUGCAAAGCUGUUUUAAAGGCAAAUGGUGGUAAAACACCUUAAAUGUUCACAUUAUUUUGUCCAACCCCUGUAUUUGCGUGUGUUCACCACAAACUGAAAUAGAAGAAUGGGUGGGUGUAGAUGAUACAGGAAGAGAAGACAAACACUUGAGCGGCGUAUUUACUGAUGAGCAGCAAGAGGGGUUUUGAACGUUUAUCUGGUUUAUUAGAAAAAAUGGCAUUCACACUGGUCAUUUUCUUGUGUUUCUGGGCAGCUGUUGCCAAUGCUAAUUUUGACGGCCUGGAACUGGAGGCAGAUAAACCGUUGGUGCGUGUGGCUCUCUCCCAAGAAGCCACCAUCAGCUGCUGCUACCGAUGGAAAAAGGUUACCCAUUUCGUCUGGAUCAAGAAUAUUUACACCACCAAUGAAACCAAAGUGCCCAUCAUAGUAAAUCUGCCAAACAAUCAGAUGGACAACUUUACAAAAGAACAAAAUGAAGUCACAUGCCAAUUGCUGGUUUUCAAGAGCGUCCGUCUCAAUGAUACCGGCUUGUACCAGUGUCAACUGAAUUCUAACUCUCUUCACAUCUUUACCCAUGGUACCUUUCUUCAAGUAUACAAACCGUUGCAGAAGUCCUUGAACCUCAGCGAGAGUGUGAAGAACAGCAUCAUUACAGCAGAAGGGGUGUUGCUGCUGAUGUGUGUGUUGAUCCCUGGCACCAUGCUCCUCUGUAAGUCAAAGAGGCUGAAUGAACUGGAGAAGAAGAAAGGAAGGGAGGAGGAGAAUAUCUAUGAGGGUCUAAACCUGGAUGACUGCAACUCAGCUUACCAUCAAAUUCAACGCACCAAUCAGCAAGGCCCCUAUCAGGAUGUGGCCAGCUGUGGAGAAGACAUUCAGCUGGAGAAGCCAUAGCCGGAGCUGGAGAAACAGGAAAUGGAAUCAGAAAGACAGUCAAGGGAAAAGUGAACCCUGUGUAUUACUUGUCGUAAUUUCAUGAGACUGCUGUCAGUGUCUUUGCCUCUUUUCUAUUAGUUUAAAGAUAAGCUUGUUUGUAUUUUGCAGUGGUUAAUCAAAUAUAUCUGCUAAUGGUUUGAUUGAAUUGUAAAACAUUUAGCAUUUUGAUGAAUGUGACGUUUUAAGUUUGUCCUGAGGAGCAUUCUAAAUAAAUAAAUGCACUGGCUACUCAAACUGGCAAUUAAAGACAUACCCCAGAGAAACUGG
Cyprinus carpio (common carp) is the source of this 1468-nucleotide messenger RNA. RefSeq names its product B-cell antigen receptor complex-associated protein alpha chain. Gene Ontology annotation, biological process: B cell differentiation; B cell receptor signaling pathway. NCBI's taxonomy places the organism in Eukaryota, Metazoa, Chordata, Actinopteri, Cypriniformes, Cyprinidae. Gene Ontology annotation, cellular component: external side of plasma membrane; B cell receptor complex. The record is from RefSeq and is a predicted model, not a curated record.